GCUUUGCAAUGGUUGGGAGAUUACCUCAUGAGAAGAGGAAAGAAUGUCGACGGAGAGAAGCUGCUCUCUGAAGCUGUCAAUAUCCAAGCAGCCUCACUCAGUCUAGAUCACCCAAAUAGAAUUGAUACAUUAAUUUUAUGGUCACGCUGUCUUUUGAAUAUUGCCGAUUACACACGUGCCCAGCUGCUGCAGUUGAAGCUCUCCGAAUCAUUAAUGUUCACAGCCUGCCUAGCGACAGCAGACAGAAAUCAAAUGUAAUGCUAUUACUAAGGAGACUUAGUGCCUUCCAACAACCACUCAUUAGAGCUAUUCCGCAAGCAGGAGUUCAAAAUAUGAGAGAUGAGAGAGAACAUGCAUUCAAGAGCAAAGAGGCAUUAGUUGAGCAUCAGGGUCGUGAACAUUUGGAUCAAUCUUUACUGACACUAGACAAACUUCACAUUUCUGAUCUUCCACAUCCAGUGUGGGUCGGUGGCACAUUGGAAUUGCUACACAUUGGUAGUGGUGAUGGCUUGUCAUUUUGCCAGACUAUUGGCAGUGAAGGGGGACAACUGACUGCUGGCAGUGUCAACAUGACUGUUCCACCGGGUGCUGUUCAAUCACCAACGCUAUUCUUGAUUCAUUCGUUUAUUCAUAAUAAGUAUAUGCCACCUGUGUCUGCUAGUGGUGACCAAGUAGUCAGUCCAGUUGUUUUUCUUGGUCCUCACGAUGUGUCAUUUAGUAAACCAAUCAAUGUGCGUAUCAACAGCAUAGCUGAUGUGACUUCACCAGGCUGGUUGUUAACACUGAUGAGAAGUGAAUCGACUCUUGAUGAGACAAAGCAAAGGUGCCAUGGUGUGGUAGAGUAUUCUACUGAUACUCAGGAAUUGAAGUCACAUAUCCCGUUUGAUGCUAACAGUUGGUCAUUUGAAGUGAGCAAGUUAAGUUGGUGGAUGUGGAUCGCUCGCUUCAUCAAGAACCCAACUAUUCCAUUCAGAAGAAAGAUGGGAUGUGUAGUUCUGGGUCGAAGUCUUAGUCAUUCUUCUUGCAAAUGGUCACUGUCAGUCCAUAUGUUCAAUUCCUAUGAAGAAAUCGGGCAAGAAAUUAUUAAGAGCCAUCGAGCACAUGAAACACUGCCUGCUGUUCAGCUCUGUCCUGUAACAGAAUUCAUAGUUCGCAAGGAAGGGCAUGUGGUCAUCACACCUCAACAUGGUUCAGAGUGGUCGUUGUGUCGUAGGGAUGUACAACUGCAGUGUCCUACCGAAUAUCUGUGGAGAAAAGCAUUUAAUCAUGAUCACUGCUUCACAUUUGUGAUCGAAGCAAAUGAUUCUCGUCCUGAUAGUCUAGAAGUUCCUGUUCGAGUUGAAUACAUCAGACAAGGGCAAGUGGAGUCUUAUGAAACACUGCAAGCAGUUUACAAACUACUCCACACAACUAGAGCUAUUGAUCUCCCAAGAACUAGUGUGCCUUCCAACUUUCCCUCUCCAUCGCUUUCUGAUGAGGAACAAGAGUCUUUCUAUUUUUGUGGUACAGACGGUUUACAUUCUUCUGGAUCGGUAUCUUCGCCAAUGGCAGCAAGGGAUGGUGCUUCAUCACAAAGAUCAAUAGUCAAACAACCUGCUGAUGUGCAUACUGUCAGACAAUGUGUUGUCAGUCCCAGCUAUAGCAGAGCUCGAGAGGGCACGCCUUUGCUGGUUCGUCUUCCUGUUGGAAGUGAGGUUCCUUCAACGGGUUGUAUGUUCCGGUAUAUACAUCCUACAGAUCAGACAGUGACAGAAACUCGUGGAGAAAGGAUCGAUAGUCGGACAGUACAAACUAUCACUCCUGCUUGGCCACAUGCCGAUAGAGUAGAGAUGGCUAUGCUGUCGUCUGAUGGUCAAAGUCGCCUGGCAUAUCUUGUACACGACUUUGUUGACACGCCUGCAGCAGAUCCAGAAUCGCCACACACUUCUAUGAAACGUGAUGACGACAGUACUGUGGCAGUAGCAAGUCAAGGACCAAAUAAGGAACGUGACGAAUUGGAUCUGCAGUCAAUUGUAUCAGACGUCCAGCUACUUGAGGUUGGCAAGGCUGUCAGAAGUCAUUGGCACGAGAUUGGCAUUCGCCUUGGAGUAGACAUGGAAGAAUUGUCCGACUGUCGACAUCGUUACCCUCAAGACAAAAAUUGUAUUGUACACAUCUUCUCACUCUGGAAGAAACAAGUGAGCAAACCAACAACUGGAAUCCUCUUGGAAGCGUGCAGACAAGCAGGCGUUGUUGGGGCGGCAGAGAGAGCGUUGAAGGACGCACAAAAGCAAAAGUCAAGUUGGAUAUAAAUGGUGAUAGAAAUCUAAUUUCUUGUUAUAUAACAUUUCUACACGCUCGAUGUUGUACAUAUACAAAUGUUUUUAAUGAUUUCCUACUUGUUCCUAGUUCUGUGUAUUGAUUAAUGCGACAUUGAGAGUAUACAAAUAUUUGUUACUUAUUGAACCUGUA
Messenger RNA from Corticium candelabrum, 2451 nucleotides. RefSeq lists its product as uncharacterized. The record is from RefSeq and is a predicted model, not a curated record. NCBI's taxonomy places the organism in Eukaryota, Metazoa, Porifera, Homoscleromorpha, Homosclerophorida, Plakinidae. Gene Ontology annotation, biological process: signal transduction. Gene Ontology annotation, molecular function: protein binding. Bases 138 to 2291 code for a protein of 717 amino acids. The transcript is spliced from 11 exons.